Messenger RNA from Zerene cesonia (dogface butterfly), 2022 nucleotides. RefSeq names its product sodium- and chloride-dependent glycine transporter 1-like. Bases 1 to 1929 code for a protein of 642 amino acids. Gene Ontology annotation, cellular component: membrane. The record is from RefSeq and is a predicted model, not a curated record. The transcript has 10 exons. Gene Ontology annotation, biological process: sodium ion transmembrane transport. NCBI's taxonomy places the organism in Eukaryota, Metazoa, Arthropoda, Insecta, Lepidoptera, Pieridae.
AUGAUUGAUUUCUACAAAUUGAAGGUAUGGUUAAUGUGGCCGCAAGUGCGUGUACAUCUCUGCACUCUGGCCAUUGCGUUCAGUUUGAACAGCACGUGGCGCAUUCCUCGCGAUGGCUUUCGUUUUGGUGGUGUCGCCUAUGGACUGGUCUUCACAAUGGCUAUGCUUUUAGUAGCUUUACCAGCUGUCAUACUACAGUUGGCCGUUGGACAACUAAGCCAACAGGACGCCGUUGGGGUAUGGAGAGCAGUGCCUUUCUUUAAAGGUAUUGGAUACAUAAGACUCCUAAUUAAUUACGUUGGUGCUCUUUGUGCGAUUAUUUACUUGGCAGUGUCAGCUACGAUUUUUAUGUUCACACUAAAUAAUUCAAUACCAUUUAGUGAUUGUGUAGACCUUGUGGACAAUGGUGGGCAACAGUUGGAAGUAAUCCAAAAUGCUACGUUGUGCUUCAAUCAGACGUUCUUUGCACCGAUUAGCGAAAAGCCAGAAUAUUACAUCGCAUUAGUAUUAGUAAUUGUUUUUCUUUGGAUACUCUUUCCUUUUCUACUAUACAAUCCAGUUAAAUAUAUGAAGCGAAUUUUCUACAUACUGGGACCAGUCUUACCAUUAUUGUGGAUUAUCAUAGCGUGUUGCAUCGGAGAUAAGGCUAGAUUGGCUUAUUUAAGCAAGCAAGGGGAUUGGGCGAAUUUUUUGAGACCCGAGAUAUGGAAUAUUGCUAUUUCUCGAGCAUUGUUAACAGCCCAAAUCGCUGGAGGCUACUUAAUAUCCUCUGGGGAUUCAAUAUAUGCGAAUUCAGACGUGGAAUGGACACCGAUUUCAUUCGUCGGUACAAAUAUUGUGACAGUUUGGUUAGCUCUUAUUGUAUGGUUUGCUCUCGGAAGUAAAGAGAAUGACUCUUCAGCUUUUGCUGUAAUCGCUCAAACCUACAAUAUCACUGUAGUUGAAAAUCUAAGGGCCGUUUGGCCCCUUCUUAUUUUUGCGACAUUGUUUUUAUCAGGAAUCAUUAGCAUGAUAUCCUUGCUAUAUCCAAUUUAUGAUCGCUUACGACGAAUCGGUGGAUAUAGAUGGAGAUACAUAUCAAUAUGCAGUUCAUUAGUUGGUUCCGGAAUGACUGCCGGUAUUUUGAUCGAUAACUCUAUGUUAACUAUGAUGGAAGACACUGUACUCCCGUUCCUCGUCAACUUUGCUACUAUUAUUGAAAUAUUAGCUUUUGUUUUCAUAUAUGGUUGGAAAGUACUUUUAGAAGAUGUCGAAUUUUUGGCUGGCAGAGAAUUGAUGAAGUUUUGGGUGUGGGGCUGGUGGGCUGCACCCGGAAUUAUUGUUCCAUUUUUAAUUUGGUGGUACAUCGACAGGUUUUUCGACGAUCCUAUGUGGAGCCAGCCACCCUGGGACUCUUAUUCACUUGUUGUAGCGACCUCAAUAUUUGCUCUUAUUUUUAUAAUAUUUGCAAUAUUUUCCGUUGCCAGACAAGUGCAGUAUGAUAUUGUUGGGAAGUUAAAAUCAUCAUUUAGACCCUCGCGGCAUUGGGGGCCAAGAGACCCCAUAGCUCACUAUUAUUGGCUAGCGAGGCGUGAACAGCUGGAUUACCAAGGGCCCCGCUCUCGGUAUCGCAGAAGGCAGUUAGGACAGUUUUCGGGAACUUCAAGUAUCUUAACUAUUUCUAAAAUACAAGAACUCAGUAGCGGCGAAUCGGCUGAAGUGAAAAGACGUUCCAACUCAGACGAUUGGUUGUACAGUUAUAGAAAGGAUUAUCUGUCAGAAAUGUUUGAUAUUCAUUACCCAAACAAAAGGCGAUCAAAGUCUUUAGACUGGGCGGUUUCGCACAUAAUGCCGAAUGAAGGAUACAAGAAGCAUAAAAAUACGAUAAGUUGCGAUACCACUCCCAGUGAUUCCUAUGUUACCGUUGAAAAUGUUCCAGCCAAUACUUAGAAGACCUAAAUGAAAGACAUACAUAUUAUUUUUCUCUUUUUAAUUUCAAUAUUGUGAAUGUCUAGUCACGAUUAUUAUGAAGUAAAUGUUUUA